CGACAAUGCCGCCAAGGUUAAAAAAAUCCUUUACCUAAUAUUUUUCGACAAAUGCAUAAUUCGCUACCUUAAUUUUUUUCGAUAAUUCCCACCAUAGUCGGCGGCAUGAAAAUUUUAGGACUAUGGUAAUAUUUUAUCUGACAUCUUAUAUGAGGCAAUAUUUUCAAGAUUUGUUUUACCACUAUUCCCCGUCAUUUUAUCUAAAAACAAAAGAUCAAGCAAUUUUGCAAGGUUUGGUAUUCUUUUGUUAGAUAUGGGUUCAAAAUUUUUCGGGAUUAAAACAAUUUAAAAAAAACGACUCUUGACUUGAAAAACUUUAAAACUGGGCUGGUUAAAACAAGUUUAAAUAGAAUUUAUACUAACGUCUAGAUUUUCAAAGAAGAAGCUCAAUAGUGUUCCAUUGGUUGGAAGGAUAUAUUCACAACAAAAACUUCGUCGAAAAACCUCUCGGACAACUAUUCAGAAUUUCGUGGUGACAAAAUUUUGUCGUGAAUUUUUAACACAAAGAUAGCAACAUAUUAGACAAAAUCUUAAACAAAUUUAAGCGUUCCAAGAGGCUCUACUCUAUAUCUAAAUGGUAUGACAGUUUAUGUAAAAGUGUGAAUAUAAGUAUAAGGUUCGGAAAACAUGAGACAAUCUUCAACAGGAAAUGUUGGUCUGGAAAGUUUGCUUCUGUUGAGUUCAAAAUUUGGGUUGAAAAAUACUAAUACUUUAAACGAAUGAAAUAAAUAGUACAGUUGAGUAUUUCGUCGUGACCAAUUUUCGUCUCAUUUUGAAUUUCGUCGAAUAAAAUUUCGUCAAAGUAUUGGUCCGAAAUUUUGUCACGACGAAGUUUUUUGUCCUUAUCCCUCUCUACUAUGAAAUAUUCUUUUAAUUUUGAUUCACUUCGACAGGGAAAAUAAUUCAGUAUAUAUAAGUAACUGCUUUGCAAUGUGCCCCGCUUUCUUCCUAGCAGUUUCAUUCCAAUCAACAGCUGAUAUUCUCUCUUUUUGUAAUGGUUUUGUGAGUUUGUUGCUGAAACCCUUUCACGAUAGUUAUAGCCUUUUCACGACAUAACGCAAGAAAAACUCAUGUUUCACGCUUCAUGUAGGGAUCUAUAUUCACGAAAUUACGAUAAAAAAUUGAGAUUCCACAAUUUCAUGCACAAAAAUAUAGCCAAUAACGCAUCACGCAAAAAUAUGGGGGGGGGGGGCUUUUGUCAUCUGUUUAUUUCAUCCCUUUCGAAGAAACAUAAUACGAGCUGGUUUCAUUAUGUUAUACAACUAGUUUUGUCUGUCGUGCAUCGUGUUUGUGGUUCGUUAUUGUUAAUGAGAAUGUCUUUCGAUGUUUGCGUCAGUAAUUUUGUUUGUCAUCGUGCCAUCUCUAUUUUAGUUGUUAUUAGUUCAUUUGCCGUUAAUUUGUGUCAUUAGGGUUUUAUGUGCGUCACUCGUGUUGUUAAAAGCGUAUGUUCUUUGAGUGCAAGUCCAGUCGAGUCGAAGUUUUCGUUGAAUAAAGUCGUCAUUUUGUAGUUGUUGGUUGCUGCUGAUUAUACGAUCGCUAUUGAAGAAUCUUGGUUUUUUUUAAAAACGUUAUUGCGAACUGGAGUCUGAUUUAUGAGCUUUACCUGUCCUGUAAAAUACUUUAUUUUACAAUUAUGCUUUAGCAUUCACCCCGGACGCUCUAAACGUAAUCUGUCUUCGGGGUAUGUCUGUGUGCUGUGCCCUCCACAUAAAAGCCUUUAAAAGUUUCCUGACUGACACUCCCCUCCCCCAAAAUGAUUUAAUUUGCACCCCUACUAACAGUACAAAUGUUUUGCCUGGAUAAUAUAACACAAAGACCAGUGCAAUCUCACUUCAGGGCACGCACCCUGAGACAAUUUUGAAUUUUAAGGCUUUUUCUUUGUCUCGGCUAGCCUCCUAGAGACCUAAUAACCAGAUAUGUCGGUCGUAUAAUUGAUUCUGUAUCAAACUUUUUGGAGGCUUUGGCACCCCUAUUGAAAGUCAGCUGGGGACAUGGCCCCAUGCCAACUGCACCCCCCUGCCAGGCCGCCACUGAUCAGUGGUGUGACACCGACCCCUGUACAUAUUCAUUGUCGCCUCGAGAUGAAAAGGAGGUUUGGACACUAUUAAUUUUCAAAGAGACGAGGACAGGACAACAUAGGUAAGGGGUACAAAGAGGGGGCGUAUGGUAUAUUCGUUGACGACAAAUACAUGCCAUGAGCAAGCGAGCAGUUGAAUCAUGCAGAAAUGGGAGUUUGAUCCAGUUUAUAAACUGCAGAAUUCUUUACAGAGGUGCUAUUGUCCUUGAUGAUUUAUGGGUGCGGGACGGUAAAAUAUGCAACCCAGAGCAAAUUUUUUUCGAUGAAAAAGUUCAAGCUGACUUGAAAAUUGAUUGCAAAAACCUGAUUAUAUCGCCAGGAUUUAUUGACGUCCAAAUCAAUGGUGGGUUUGGACAUGAUUUUUCAUCCAAUGUUGAAAAGUUAGAUGGUGCAUUAAAAUAUGUUGCAAAGGGAAUUUUGGCACAUGGAGUAACAUCAUUUUGUCCAACUAUUGUCACAUCACCAAGUGAAGUCUAUAAAAAGGCACUUCCAAAGAUUUCUGCAAAACAAGGUGGAUCUCAUGGUGCAGAAAUUAUUGGUGCCCACAUCGAAGGGCCAUUUAUCAAUGCAGAGAAAAAGGGUGCCCAUAAUCCUGAAUACAUUACAGUUCCAACAAAGGAUGCAGUAAGAGGUGUUACAGAAAUUUAUGGGUCUCUUGAUAAUGCUGCAAUGGUAACUAUAGCACCAGAAAUCGAUGGAGCACUUGAGGCAAUACCACAUUUUGUCAGGAACAAUGUCAUCGUUUCGAUUGGUCAUAGUAAUGCUAAUCUUCUAGAAGGCGAAGAAGCUGUUCGCCGAGGAGCGACAUUCAUCACUCAUUUGUUCAAUGCUAUGGCUCCAUUCCACCAUCGAGAUCCUGGCCUAAUUGGGGUUCUUACUAGUAAUGUGAUUCCAAAAUAUGCUUUCUAUGGGAUUAUAGCUGAUGGCAUACACACGCACCCCACAGCUCUACGUAUAGCUUACAGGGCUCAUCCAAAAGGCCUUGUUCUUGUCACGGAUGCCAUUGCAGCAAUGGGUCUUCCACCUGGAGAACAUCUACUAGGUACAAUGAAAGUAAAUAUCGAAAAGAACAGAGCAACUCUUGUUGGCACAAAUACACUAGCGGGGAGCAUUGUGACCAUGAAGGAGUGCCUAAGACAUUUCAGAAAGGCCGCAGGUUGUUCUACUGUGGAGGCGCUGGAAGCAGCAACUUUACAUCCGGCACAGCUUCUCGGAAUCGAAAAUAAAAAAGGGACGUUAGAAUUUUAUUCAGAUGCUGAUUUUGUUAUAAUUGACGAUGAGUUUAACAUUCAUGCUACUUUUAUAAGCGGACAACCAGUGUAUAUAUAUGAAAAUGGCUACAUGAAUCAUGUAGCUGAUAUUUGUAUAUAGCUUUCUGUCUUUUUUGUAGAGUUAUGCACUUGUCUAUAAAGAGUUUUUGUAAUAGAUUUUGAUUAAUUUUUUUCCAACAGUAUUGUUAAAUGAUUAUCAAAUUGCAGAAUAUAUAUCCUUUAAUUCAAAAGCAAUUUUGGCAAACGUGUUUGGGUUUCUGACUUUUUGACUUCAAGAUCAUGAUUUUGCUUUUGAGUCACGUGACUUCCCACCCAAGCAGCUGCUUCUGUUAGCCAUCGCAAACAAGUGAAUGGAAAGCUAGAAAAUUCUCAAAGAUCUUAAUUUAAAAGGCUAUUUUGAUUGUUUUAUCAGUUCAUUGUUAUUUACUUUUCUUCCGUAAGUUUAUCUUUUGAUUGGAAAAUUGAAGGCGUUUUCAAACUUUGUUGCAUUAUAAGCUGUCUUUCUGGUUCAAUGUAGACACAACAUUUUAGUUGUAAGUCAAAACAAAAAAUUUUUACUUUGAUUAAAUAUUGUUGUCUAUGAUGAUUCCACAUACAGUUAUGCGUAUGUCGUUGGAUUAAUUCCGAAUUGUUGUAUAAGAUUGACGCAUACUCUGGCAUGACCAAACUUCCGCCAGAGUGAGGAGAGUCGAAAGCUCUCCGUAAUUCCAGGCAUAUGAAUCACGAGGUGUGGUCACAUCGAGAGGAAGGACCAGGACACUGCUCGAUAAGCAUAAGCUUUCCAGCGUCCUAAGAACUACCUUCGGAUGCUAGGUAGAAACAAAUACAAUACAAUGCAAUCAAGUACUUUGCUGCAUUGCCACAACUUUUCCUUCACUUGUUCCUCUGUUCAUCACUUUCUCAUGUGAUAAUGCAUUUCCAACUUUGUCGCUUUUUCUACGUAGAAUUAUUUCCUUUUUCACUUAGAAAGAAGAAAGUAUCAUAACUUCCACUACAAAAAUUAAAUAUCUUUCUAUUUAGCUAAUCGUUUUAACGUUCUUUUGAAAAACUCGUCAGUCUUUUGCUACAAAUACCACCGCGAAACAACCGUUUCCCCAUUUUCUUCAUAAGUGACAUUAUUGUUUUUAAAUUUCUGGGCACGGUUGGCUGUCUAGCCAUUUGGUUUGCUGUUCAGUCGUUAUCUUAUCGUUGCUUUAAGGUGGAGAUCAUAAGGGCAUCGUCCUUGGUAGACGAUAGUUUAAACCAUAAGAAAAACAAUACGAGGCUUCACAGAAGCUUGACUGGAACGUAGAAAAGAUCAAUCACACGAUCUUCCUUUUUUUCAGCCUCUAUUGCACCGGACUUUAAAAUCAAUAUAAGUAAAAAACACAUUUUUCAAGUGAAAUACGUCGAAUUCUUGAGACUUCUGGUGGUUGAACAUCUUACCUUGAAGCAUCGCAUAACCAAACUUUCGAAAAAUUGGAAUGGACUUGUCGGGACGCAUUUCCAGACCAGGAGCCUUCUUCCAAAAG
This is a messenger RNA of Rhopilema esculentum, 4859 nucleotides long. RefSeq names its product N-acetylglucosamine-6-phosphate deacetylase. Gene Ontology annotation, molecular function: N-acetylglucosamine-6-phosphate deacetylase activity. The record is from RefSeq and is a predicted model, not a curated record. Lineage: Eukaryota; Metazoa; Cnidaria; Scyphozoa; Rhizostomeae; Rhizostomatidae. Gene Ontology annotation, biological process: N-acetylglucosamine catabolic process.